AAAUCCCCUUUUACGCCUGUCAUAGUGGACCAUUGAUACAAAACGCAGUUAAAUUUUAUAUAGAGCUCAGUGUAAGCCUGCCGUAAACAAGAGUCUCUGCCAGAUAAAAUCAGAAGAAAUACAACAACCAAACAAACACCAAGUGGUUUAACAAUAACAUAGAAAUAAAAAUCAAUAACAUCAUCUGUUUUUACCUUAAAUAGCCUCAGUAUGAAAUCCAAAGUAUGUUUCUUUCUUAUAUUUACACUGUCUCUAUCUUUUGUAUGUGAAGCUCGUCAGUUCAGCAGAUGUGAACUUGUGCGCCAGUUGAGAAAUCAUCGGUUUCCAGCAAACAAGUUGAGACAAUGGGUGUGCCUGAUCGAGAAUCACAGCGGCGGUCGCACGGAUUUAAUCAGUAGAGCCAACAGAUCAGGUUAUCGCGAAUAUGGUCUGUUCCAGCUCAGCGACAGAUUUUGGUGCAAUAAGAGUGACCUCCCGGGGAAGGACUGUAAUGUAACUUGUGCUGAUCUCCUUACAGAUGACAUCACUAAAGCGGCCAAAUGCGCCAAGAAGGUGUACAAACGUCACGGAUUCACCGCAUGGUAUGGUUGGAGCAAAUGCCAGGGAUCCUUGCCUGAUAUUAGCUCCUGCUAGAAGUAGAAGUGGGAGUAGUCCUUGUAGUUGUAUUAUCAUACAUCGUAUA
Messenger RNA from Papilio machaon (common yellow swallowtail), 682 nucleotides. RefSeq names its product lysozyme-like. Gene Ontology annotation, molecular function: lysozyme activity. NCBI's taxonomy places the organism in Eukaryota, Metazoa, Arthropoda, Insecta, Lepidoptera, Papilionidae. The transcript has 3 exons. The coding region runs from base 211 to 633 and encodes 140 amino acids. The record is from RefSeq and is a predicted model, not a curated record.